Coccomyxa subellipsoidea C-169 is the source of this 5391-nucleotide messenger RNA. RefSeq lists its product as hypothetical. NCBI's taxonomy places the organism in Eukaryota, Viridiplantae, Chlorophyta, Trebouxiophyceae, Coccomyxaceae. The transcript is spliced from 12 exons. Bases 1 to 5079 code for a protein of 1692 amino acids. The record is from RefSeq and is a predicted model, not a curated record.
AUGGCAGACGCCGGUGAAGCAGUACCCAACAGCUCAAACCGGCCCUUGAUCCCUCGUCAGCUAGAGGCUCAAGAUGUGGAAGGCAUUGUAGAUGGACCGGGGGCCGCAGCAGCAGGUGCAGAGGCACGUGCACCUGACGCUUCAGGUCCUCCCACGCCACCUGGCGCUCAGCUUGUGCAGCCUCAGCUGCCCACCAGCGGGUCGGACAGCUUUGCUGGGGUGAGCGCAAGUCAGCUGGCGGGCAGAGAGUGGAAGCAGAAGGACAUCGCGGCUGGGAAGCAGCUUGCUGCAACAGGUGCAGCACUGCAUCAGUGUGGCGACAGAGCACAGCCGAGCCUAUCUGCCGCAGCCAGAGCAGCGCAGGAACUGGCCGCUUACACUGAGACCAGCGCGGCUGAGGCGGCAAAGCGCCUGGCUGCCUGCGCGCGGGCGCAGGUGCAGGCUGCGGCAGAUAAUGUCACCAAAGCAAGCGAUGCUGAGAACGAUGCCGCAGCACAGCCGGAGGACAGGCCGGCUAUGCCCUCGGGUCUGCCCUCAAACGGGAUGAAUGGUGGCCUCCCACGGCGCAGCCAAGCGCGCGAAUCCCCGCAGCCCUCUUCUGCGCUGGCCAGGGGUGGCGGCGGGGGCGCGAAUGCUGCACGCAUGGCCACAGGCAAUACGGGGCCUUCAGCGGCAGCUGCAGCAGCGGUGGAGGUCAAAGGGGGCGCCUCUGAAGCUCCUCGUGAUUCAGGACGGGCACAGCCGGCAGCGACGGGAGAGCCCUCGGUGCCGCCGCAGCAGGUGGCGGUCAUCACACGGUUACAGCUGGCUGUUGCCGCCGUGCUGCUGGCAAUGCGCCAGGCGGGCCUGGCUGCGCGAGCCGAGGGCCGCGGGCCGCAGAAUAAAUUCCAGGAGCCCGGGCCCGCAUGGCCAGUCGAAGGAGCAGUAGCGUGCAAACUGGGCUCUGAUUUCCCGACGUACUCCGGGAUCCCCCAAAAUUGCCCCAUUAUGUCCCACAGUCUGACACUCCUCAUCGCUUCUGCGGCGGUGAGGUUCACUUUGCGGGUGAGGAAGGCGGCCGUCGCAAUGGCGCUCGAAGACGCAAAGGUCCAUGCGCAGACAGCGCGCUUGCUGGUCGCCCUGAAGCCCGCAGAGAAGCCGCCGCCCCCCGGGUUUAAGCAGCACUGGCAGCUGUGCGCGCUCCCAGAGGAGGGCUACGUUGUGAGGAAGGCCUAUGCUGCCACCUGCCCACGGCGCGGCACCUGCCUGCUCGUGCACCAGGCGGAACUCGCCGAAUACCUCGCCCGGCACAAGUGCAGGCCGCAGUGGGCUGGGCUGCGGCAGCGGCCGUUAGAGACGGAGUCGCAGUACUCGGCGCGGCUGGGCGCGUCAGGCGUAACCUUCCGAAAGACGCGCCUCGAUCCGCAGCCGCUCAACCCCAUCUUCGACACCAUCCGGGGCGAGCGCGAGGGCCGUGACACCGUCGCAGUGGUGCUAAGCAGCUACGACUCGGAGGCCGGCGCCGCGCACUGGCCGAUACUGCGGCCGGCCUGGGGCCCCGGGGCGCGCGUCGUGAUCCUCCCAGAUCUGGUCGGGCCGCCAGCGGCGGAGGCGGCUCCCGCGGCGGCAGCGGCGCCCGCGGCUGGGGCGCCCGAGGCUGAGGCGCCCGCGGUCGCAACGAUGCCCGCGGCGGAGCCGAUUGCGGCGCAACUGGCCAGGGCGGAGCCGGCAGCGGAUGCCGUCUCCGACGGAGUGCCCGGCCGCCCAAGGGACAAGCGCAAGGGACCCGCGCCGCGCCGCGCGAUCCGCCCGCAGCCCGCGCCGCCUCCGCCGCCGCCGCCGGUGCUGCCGCCGGGAUUCCAUUACUUCCCUCGCUGGCACCCAAAGGUCCAGCCGUCGGGCAGGCGGUGGAUGUUCAUCUUUCUGGCAGCCGAGUGCAAGCAGCACGGCCUGGACGAGGUCCUGCUCGACAGCAAGAGCGUCGCGGACUUCGUGGCUGCGCACUCCUCCUGCAUGCCGGGGUGUGCGCACCUGGCGCGGGGUGAAGGGGAGUCCGGUGAGGCCUACCAGGAGCGCCUAUCUGGGCUGGGGCUGCGCAUCAGCUCCGCUGCGGCAAGGCCGGGGCAGAGUGCCGUGGACGCCGUGCAGUCCAUGAUCCCCAUGAGCGAUGACGAAGCCGAGGCGGUGCUCAGGGACUACAGGGGUGGUUGCCUGACGGACGGGGGGUGCUGCCCAGCUCUGGACAGCUACCUGAGAUGCCGCGACGAUUGGCUGGACUGGAACAACAUUGACGCGGUGGAUGUUGAGUCAGGCAGCGACGGCGACGAUGACUCACCCGCUGACGGCAUCACCCUGAUCCGGCGGCCGCCCACGGGGUUCUCCAACCGCAUGGGGGUGGUGCGCAAGGAGAAUGGGCCGUGGGUGCAGAUGCAGUUCGAGGUGAAGUGCCAGAUGCACAGGGCCGGCAAGAUGCUGGUGAGGCCGCGCCAGGCAAGGCGCUUCCUGGCUGACCACGGACUCUGCAGGCCGGAGUGGACGAGUCUGAUGCAGCGGACCCAUGAAACCGAUCGCGAGCACACGCAGCGCCUGGCGAAGUCGGGCCUGCACUUCCAGCAGACAAAGCAGGUUUGCUACAUGUCCCUGGUGGACAUGACGGUGCACAUGCUGCCCUUCACCGACCGGGCGGCUGCCGAAGAAAUCCUCCUGGAGUCAGGCUUCAUCGCCAAAGACAUGAACGUCCGGGUCGGACCGGAGCCAAGCAGCCGCGUAGCCGCAGGCACAGACAAUGACUCUGGCACCGAGGGCAACGGAACCGCGGCGGCGCAGCCGGCCACACCGGGGAUUGCUGGCGGGCAGGCGGGGCAGCGGCUGCCGGAUGGCUUCAGCGUGCGCCUCUCCAAGGAAGACCGCGCGGGACCGGCCGCAUUUAAUCUGCGCAUCUACUUCCAUGCGCAAUGCUCGGCGCACGGCGUUGACGUGAGCCUGCGCCGCUACAAGGACAUUGCAAGGUUCCUGCGCAGGCACGCCGGCUGCAGGCCGGAGUGGCAGGCUCUGGCGCAAAAGGCUGAGGAGGACGACCUGGACUUCGCCGAGCGCAUGAAGACUGCUGGCCUGCGCUUCAAAUCAAGGGUCAUGCACGGCCACGACUCUCUCCGGGAGAUGGUCCUGGAGCUGCUGGACGUCUCUGCUGAUGAGGCCGGCGCCAUCGUGGCCGCAUCCAAUCUGGCCGGCUGCCGCCGUCAUUCGGCCGGGGCCGAUGCGUCGCCCGCGGCAGGCAGGCAGGAAGAGCGGGAAGACUCGGCUCCGCUUGAGGACGGCGCAUGCGCGCAUCCGCUGCAGCCCCUGCCGACCGGCAUGACGCGCGAGGGGCGCAUCAAGGAGACGCCGGAAGGGCGCUACAAGGUGAUGGUUCAGCUGCGUCUGGAUUGCGCGUUUGACUACGCGAGUCGGGUUCUCCGGGGCUACUCUGAGCUGAGAAACUUCCUGGACACCCACGCCCUGUGCAUGCCGGAGUGGCUGCACCUGGGGCGCCAGAAACGCGACACCGACGAGACUUUCACGCAGAGGCUGAAGGACGCCGGCAUCAGCUUCCCCAAAAUUGUGCUGCCCUCUUUGGAGGCCGCCCAGGAGUGGCUGGAGGGCGCGCUGCAAGUCAGCGCCCAGGGGGCCGCCAGCCUUGUCAGCCACGCCAGGCAGGGCGGCGAGGACGUGCCAGAUCAGACACCGGAGGCGGCAGAGCCAGAAGAGGACGACGACGACAUGGACGUCGACAUUGUAGGUGAGGGGCCACAGCGGCGGCUGCGGGCAGAGCCGGCGGCCGGGGCCGUCCCGGCGACGGCGGCGCGCUUCCCGGCGGCUUUGAAAAAGAUAAUGAAGGAGGUGGCGGGUCCCUGCAACCCAACUCCCAGGCAGGCCGCGGCUUUCCAGGUGGCGGUGUCUGACAGUGCGGCGCAGAGCGCGGAUGUGUUGCUGGCGCGUGUGGAAAUGCUGGAGGGAGACGUGAAAACGCUCAGGGGCAGCCUGAAGCAAUCCAACGCCGUCAACAAGAAGCUGGAGGACAUUAUCAAGAAGCAGGCGGAGCAGAUAGCCAUGCUCGAGGCGGAGAAGGGCGCCCUGCUGCAGGGCCACGCGGCUGCCACACCGGCACCGGCCACCGACAACGCUGCUGCCGGGGAGGCAGCAGGGCCAAGCGCGCCGCCGAGGGCACGCGCAGUCAAGCCUGCACCCGCGCGCGCCGCCGCAGCUGCCGCGCAGCUGCGCGCCCCGGCGCUGACGCGGGCCGGGCAGCCCGGGAACGCCCCGGCACAGGUGCCGGCGACCGCCGCCAACCGCGGCUGCGGAUCGCGCGCCGGCGUGGUCCUGUCGGCUGCAAUCGCGCGCGCGCGGAAAGCGCAGCCGGCGGGCGUCAGGGGCAACGGCGGCCAACGAGACGCUCAAGGCCGCUGGGUGCAGGGGAGGCUGUCAGCAGCCGGCACAAAGAGAGGCUUCCAGCGGGAGCUGUCCUUCCUUGGCGGCGGCGCAGCUGCUGCGGACGAGAUGCUGACGCCCAGGAGCGCAGCGCUGAGGACCCAGCCAAGAUUCGACCCCACCCCGAUGACGCUGCAGCAGCAGAAGGCGAUGCAGGAGGCAAGCCGUCGCGCUGCCGUGGCUGCGCAGGCCCCCUCGGCCACGCCUGCCCGGCCCGGCAGCGCCACUCGGCGUGCUGCCGCAGCCCCGCUCAGCCUCCAGCCAACGACCAAGCGCGUGCGAACCGACGCGCCUGGCGAGCGCGCCUCGCCAUGUCCAAUUGUCAAGAAGGCGAAGCUCGCGGCGGUUCCUCUCUCGGCCGCGGCGGCAGCCGGCAACCAGCGCGCCGGUGCGGCCGGCCGGCCUGGUGCGGCCGUGGCGUCAGGCCUGCGGCCUCCUCAGCCCGAUGCGCAUCGGCUUCUGGGAGUUGUCAGCUCGGUGCGCGCGGUGGCUGCCGACCCGGAGACGCCCAUCAGCCACCAUGCGAUUGGCGACCUUCUGCGCUUCCGGGCGGCGAUCACAAAGGAGGAGAGGCAGCACUCAGCGGCAGAUCACCGUGAGGAGAGGCAGCAACCGGAUCUUGAAUGUGGAUGAGUACAGAAUGUGGGCAACGUGCACGUGCAGCAUUAUUGAACAUCAGAUCAGCGAAAAGGACUAGAUGAAGAAGGAUUCCAAUUGUAGACAGGGCAUGGCAGCACAUUCUGUCAUUCAAUUGGUCUUAUUAGGGGUUGCAUUUAAUUUAUGUGGAUUUGGUCUUGAGCUGUCCCUCAUGUGGACACCAGAAGUGGUGUCUAUUGGAAUACCAUGGAUGCGGUUAUGUUUGACUGCCUAGUCAAUUUUCUCUCAUGGGUUCUUCGUAGGCAAUGCAUAUUUCCGUUGAACCAAUGCAAAACCGUAAUCCAAUCC